Molecule: messenger RNA, 2910 nt
Organism: Amyelois transitella
Lineage: Eukaryota; Metazoa; Arthropoda; Insecta; Lepidoptera; Pyralidae
Gene: dco
Product: casein kinase I
Exons: 8
Coding region: 271-1305 (344 amino acids)
Biological process (GO): endocytosis; peptidyl-serine phosphorylation; signal transduction
Cellular component (GO): cytoplasm; nucleus
Molecular function (GO): ATP binding; protein serine/threonine kinase activity
Source: RefSeq, a predicted model, not a curated record
AAUUCCUCGUGUGCGUGUGUAGCUAGAACAUUUUAUUAAUUUUCUGAUUCAUUUUAUGUAAGAAAAUAUUAAUCAAUUGUAGAUAACGUUUUGGUAACUUAUUGUCAAGAGCCUGGACUUUGUUACAGCGUUAACUGAAGAAACCUAUUCCACCCAAAAAUUACACAGUUUGCCUAAAUAGAGAUCUGCGUCUAUCGCAAUAUGGCCGUCCUGUAAUGAUUCGCUGGUCAAUGAUUAUUGUUGUGAUUUCAUCUCUUCUGUUAUAAGAAAAUGGAGCUUCGUGUUGGUAAUAAAUACCGACUAGGUCGUAAAAUUGGAUCUGGAUCCUUUGGGGAUAUUUAUCUCGGAACUAAUAUUGUCACCAAAGAGGAGGUAGCUAUCAAACUAGAAUGCAUAAAAACAAGGCAUCCACAGUUACACAUAGAGAGCAAAUUUUAUAAGCUCAUGCAAGGAGGAGUUGGUAUCCCUGCAAUAAAAUGGUGUGGCUCGGAAGGAGAUUACAAUGUUAUGGUGAUGGAGCUCCUUGGUCCAUCUUUGGAAGACUUAUUUAAUUUCUGUUCACGCCGUUUCUCCCUCAAGACUGUGCUUAUCCUUGCUGACCAGCUCAUCACCCGCAUACAAGAUAUACAUUACAGGAAUUUCAUACAUAGAGAUAUCAAACCAGAUAAUUUUCUUAUGGGAUUAGGUAAAAAAGGAAAUUUAGUUUAUAUCAUAGACUUUGGGUUAGCAAAGAAGUACAAAGACCCUCGUACGUUGCAGCAUAUUCCAUAUAGAGAAAACAAAAAUUUAACAGGCACAGCCAGAUAUGCUUCAAUAAACACCCAUUUGGGCAUUGAGCAGUCUCGUCGUGAUGACUUGGAGUCUCUGGGAUAUGUGCUGAUGUACUUCAACCGGGGCAGCCUGCCAUGGCAGGGUCUCAAAGCUGCCACCAAGCGCCAGAAGUAUGAGAGAAUAUCUGAAAAGAAACUAUCAACACCUUUUGAUGAACUGUGUAAAAACCACCCGAUCGAGUUCCAGCUGUACCUCAAGUACUGCCGACGACUUCGCUUCGAGGAGAGGCCCGACUAUAGCCACCUACGACAGUUGUUUCGCACACUCUUCCAUCGACAAGGCUUUACAUAUGACUACAUGUUUGACUGGAAUAUGCUUAAAUUCGGGGGACCACGAGGCAACUACCAAGCAGGUGGAAAUGACCGCACGAUUAGACGUCACGAGCAGAACCAAGAGCAGGAAACCAAUGAUGAUGUGGCAGGCGCGGCCGGGCAGCCCAGCACGGCGGUGGCGGCCAUCUCGGAGUGGCGGUGAGGGAGCCCCGACCCGCACAGCUGAAACAUUUUGUAUGCAUUCAUGUUAUCGUUCAUAUUAUUGUAAAUUAUUUAACUUAGACUAAGGUUGCGAGUGGCUCGUGGACUGAAUGAAGUGGGCGUAUGACUUGUAUGAGUGUAGAUGUUUAUUAGGCCUAUCCGCGCAUCCGUUGUACUUUAUGCUCAGUUGUAUUUAGACUUAAGGCUAAAGUAAAACAUACUGAAGUUAACGAAAUAUCGGACCUCUCGUAUUUGACUACUGGAGUGUAAGUUUACUUUUUAAAAAUUAAAAUUGUGAUUUUAAUAGAAUGAUAGAAAGAGGAACUUACAUUUUUAAAUUUUCAUACUAUCGGUGUAGUGGACGCGUCUUUUAAUUUCUAAAUUAAUGGGACUUUUGCAAUUUUUAUAAAGCUUACCAGAAAGUGCAUUUUGCAUUUUUUGGUUUCACGCUUUAAUUUGUUGCUGGACCAUUUUCGUUUUUGAUAGCUGAUAAAGUUGUCAGUAUCGAAAUAUUUACAUUGAUUACCCAAAAUACUUUGUGCAAUAUCUCUGCCCUACUUUUUUUAUAAUUUAUAAAAUCCUAGUUUCGUCUUCCUGAUUUAUACACGAUCAUUAAAAAUAAAACGCCCAGCGUUUUAUCCUUCUUAAAGGUAAAAUAUAACAAUCAUUUAAUAAGGGUUACUUCAAAUUGCAUUAAAUUGCUCCUGACACUGCCAUAAUUUAAUGUAGGUAAGUUAUGCCUAUUCAAUCUGAUUAAAUAUUCAUCUUAAUCACGUGGCUUGAGAAACAAUCUUUCGGCAUAGAAAACUACACAGGAAAUGUCUAAUUAUCUUCAUCAUUUUGAUGGUUAUUUUUAGAUGUUUAGACAUUCCAUAGGACCGAUCAGUUGUAAUCCAAGUAUGAUCUCACAUAAUUUACCAAAAUUUUAUUCUUGUAGACAAAAGCUGUUUACGUUUUGAUUGGCUUAUAUUAUAAACAAAAUAGGUAUGAAUCUAAAACUCUUGAAGAUAUAACUGCUGUUUAUGUGUAUUAUAAUGUUACCUGUAUCUGUUCCAUCAUAAAGAAUCCUAUAAUAUGGUGUGACAAAGAAGAGUAGAAAAUAAAAAUUGGGGCGCUCCCAUGUAACAUCAAAUGUUUUUCGAGCAUUUACAAAGUUUUGCGCUUACAAAACUUACCAAUCACAAUCAGAAGUUUUGAAAAGCCACUUUCUACUCUUGUUGGCCACAUUAAAGUAGACGUUUUGACUUUGUGUUUUCACUGUCAUAACAAGAUGACUAUUUUUGUGGAUAUAAUAAUAUUUAUACCUUACUAUUGGGAGUUUGUAAAUAUUACUUAAGGAUUGUAUACAAAUGCAUUGAGUUGAUUUGAGGCAUUGGAACAAUUGCGUUUGCAUGUAUUUUUAAAUGGACCAUCUUUCUCUUUAAUAUGACUGAAUAUUAGGUUCAAUUUAAUGUAAAUAUGUUUAGAAUUGUGUUAAGGGUGGGUUGUUUUGAGAAAGUUGUAGGCUUUAGUGACUCAUAAAUCAUAGCUGUUUUAUUUUUCGUUAUGACACCCUGAUGGAACCAAAACAAUAUUUUACACCUUUAUUAUAAAAUUAUGAAUUAAA